Messenger RNA from Calypte anna (Anna's hummingbird), 780 nucleotides. RefSeq names its product granzyme A (gene GZMA). Gene Ontology annotation, molecular function: serine-type endopeptidase activity. NCBI's taxonomy places the organism in Eukaryota, Metazoa, Chordata, Aves, Apodiformes, Trochilidae. Gene Ontology annotation, biological process: proteolysis. The record is from RefSeq and is a predicted model, not a curated record.
AUGGCAGCUUUUAUCACUUUGUCCAGCUCUGCGGCUGUCAUUCUCCUGGUAAUUCAUGGAGGUUUGUGUGUGGAUACCAUUGGAGGAGAUGAAGUGGCACCACACUCAAGAUCAUUUUGGCUAAUCAGUGUAGCAAAUGGAAAAUGUAUUUGUGGAGGAGCUUUUAUCAAGGAAAACUGGGUGUUAACAGCUCACUGUAACAGCUCACUGAAUGGAGGCAAAGUUAUUCUUGAUUCUUAUUCCAGAGUAAAAGAAAAACAAAAACAGCUUCUUAAGAUUGGAAAAUGAAUUCAUUACCCAUGCUACUGUUCAGAUUGUAAGGAACACAACCUCAGGCUGCUGCAGAUACACUUCAGAAAACAGCAAAACAGUGCUGCGCAGCUCAUUCCCCUGCCUACUUCAGAGGAUGAUCGCAAACCAGGAGCAACUUGCAAAGUAGCAGGAUGGGGAUAAACACAUAAUCUUCUGAAAAAGUCUCCUGAUACCCUGAGGGAGGUCAGUAUCACUGUCAUUAGUAAUGAAAUUUGCAAUGACAAGAACCAUUAUAAAAAAACCAACCCUGUUAUAACAAACAACAUGGUAUGUGCAUAGGCUAAAAAGGGAGAAAAGGACUCAUGUUUUGGGGAUUCUGAUGGACCUUUAAGAUGUAAUAAUCUGAUGAGAGGCAUCACUUCUUUUGGGAAGAAAAACUAAUGUGGUACUGUCAAUGGCCCUGGCAUCUACACCCAACUCACAAAGCAGUACCUUCAGUGGAUAAAGAAAACCACAGGGGGAGCUUAA